Molecule: messenger RNA, 3101 nt
Organism: Felis catus (domestic cat)
Lineage: Eukaryota; Metazoa; Chordata; Mammalia; Carnivora; Felidae
Gene: VPS52
Product: VPS52 subunit of GARP complex
Exons: 20
Coding region: 207-2378 (723 amino acids)
Biological process (GO): lysosomal transport; endocytic recycling; retrograde transport, endosome to Golgi
Cellular component (GO): GARP complex
Molecular function (GO): syntaxin binding
Source: RefSeq, a predicted model, not a curated record
UCCGGGAUGGAAUAGUGCUUAAGACUUCCAAUUCCCGUUUUCAGUUGGGUGAAGUGGUUAGGGCUGAAGAGGGAAGGUUGGAGUCAAACAACUUAAUUCAAAUAUCUGGGAACGAUUUCGCGCUCCUCAAGACCUUCUAGAAUUUGUAGUUCCACUCCAGGGACGGACUCGGCGACUGACAGCUGCCGGAAGUGAGGCUGCGCGGAAUGGCCGCCGCUGCGACCAUGGCGGCAGCUGCCCGAGAGCUGAUGUUGCGGGCUGGGGCCUCAGAUAUGGAGGAGGAGGAGGGCCCGCUGGGGGGUGGUCCUGGUCUUCAGGAGCCAUUGCAACUUGGAGAGUUGGACAUCUCCUCUGAUGAAUUCAUCCUGGAUGAAGUGGAUGUUCACAUUCAGGCAAAUCUGGAGGAUGAAUUAGUAAAGGAAGCUCUUAAAACGGGCGUGGAUCUCCGACACUAUUCAAAGCAGGUUGAGCUGGAGCUACAGCAGAUUGAGCAGAAGUCCAUUCGGGAUUAUAUCCAAGAGAGUGAGAACAUAGCAUCUCUGCACAACCAGAUUACAGCCUGCGAUGCUGUUCUUGAGCGCAUGGAGCAGAUGUUGGGAGCUUUUCAGAGUGACCUCAGCUCUAUCAGCUCUGAGAUCCGGACACUGCAGGAACAGUCAGGAGCCAUGAACAUUCGGCUUCGAAACCGCCAGGCAGUUCGGGGGAAACUUGGGGAACUUGUCGAUGGUCUGAUAGUGCCCUCUGCUCUGAUCACGGCAAUUCUGGAGGCCCCAGUGACAGAGCCCAGGUUCCUGGAACAGCUACAGGAACUGGAUGCCAAGGCAGCUGCAGUCCGAGAGCAGGAGGCUAGAGGCACAGCGGCCUGUGCAGAUGUCAGAGGCAUACUCGACCGGCUCCGGGUCAAGGCAGUGACGAAGAUCCGAGAAUUCAUCCUGCAGAAGAUUUAUUCCUUCAGAAAACCAAUGACCAACUAUCAGAUCCCCCAGACGGCACUGCUGAAAUACAGGUUCUUCUAUCAGUUUCUACUGGGCAAUGAACGAGCAACAGCAAAGGAGAUCAGGGAUGAAUAUGUGGAAACACUGAGCAAGAUCUACCUGUCUUAUUAUCGCUCUUACCUGGGGCGGCUCAUGAAAGUGCAGUACGAGGAAGUGGCUGAGAAGGAUGAUCUAAUGGGCGUGGAAGACACAGCAAAGAAAGGAUUCUUCUCGAAGCCUUCCCUCCGCAGCAGGAACACCAUCUUCACCCUGGGGACUCGUGGCUCUGUCAUCUCCCCCACUGAACUGGAGGCCCCCAUCCUGGUGCCCCACACUGCACAGCGGGGAGAACAGAGGUAUCCCUUCGAGGCCCUCUUCCGCAGCCAGCACUAUGCCCUCCUAGACAAUUCCUGCCGUGAAUAUCUUUUCAUCUGUGAAUUCUUUGUUGUGUCUGGCUCAGCUGCGCACGAGCUCUUCAAUGCUGUCAUGGGCCGUACACUCAGCAUGACCCUGAAACACCUGGAGUCCUAUCUCACUGACUGCUACGAUGCCAUUGCUGUUUUUCUCUGUAUCCACAUUGUUCUCCGAUUCCGCAACAUUGCAGCGAAGAGGGAUGUUCCUGCCCUGGACAGGUACUGGGAGCAGGUGCUUGCCUUGCUCUGGCCACGGUUUGAGCUGAUCCUGGAGAUGAACGUCCAGAGUGUCCGAAGCACUGACCCUCAGCGCCUUGGGGGGCUGGAUACUCGGCCCCACUAUAUCACACGCCGAUAUGCAGAAUUCUCCUCUGCUCUUGUCAGCAUCAAUCAGACAAUUCCCAACGAGCGGACGAUGCAGCUGCUGGGACAGCUACAGGUGGAAGUGGAGAAUUUUGUCCUCCGAGUGGCAGCUGAGUUCUCCUCAAGGAAGGAGCAGCUGGUGUUCCUGAUCAACAACUACGACAUGAUGCUGGGUGUGCUGAUGGAGCGGGCUGCAGAUGACAGCAAAGAGGUUGAGAGUUUCCAGCAGCUGCUCAAUGCUCGGACGCAGGAAUUCAUUGAAGAGUUGCUGUCUCCCCCUUUUGGAGGUCUGGUGGCAUUUGUGAAGGAAGCGGAGGCUUUGAUUGAGCGUGGACAGGCUGAGCGGCUUCGAGGGGAAGAAGCCCGGGUUACUCAGCUGAUCCGUGGCUUUGGUAGUUCCUGGAAAUCAUCAGUGGAGUCUCUGAGUCAGGAUGUAAUGCGGAGUUUCACCAACUUCAGAAAUGGGACCAGUAUCAUCCAGGGAGCUUUGACCCAGCUGAUCCAGCUCUAUCAUCGGUUCCACCGUGUGCUCUCUCAGCCCCAGCUCCGAGCUCUCCCUGCCAGGGCUGAGCUCAUCAACAUUCAUCAUCUAAUGGUGGAGCUCAAGAAGCACAAGCCCAACUUCUGAUGUCUCGGACCCUGGGAUCCACCGGCCUUCUCCAUGGACCCUAUCCCAGACUCUUCUUCACCUGGGGUUUCCUUUCCAGUUCUCCCUCUGCCUCCCAGGUCCUUGACAUGCCUCACCCUGCCUUCAUUCCCCGGACCCUGCCUUAUCAGGAUAAGCUGAAUUUCCUUGUUUUCAGGUUCCCAGGACCACUUCCCCCUGGCCUUCCAAAACACCUUUAUCAUUUUCCCUAUUUCAUUCGCCAUCCUUCCCCCACACACAUACACCCAAGUUUUCUUUCCCCAGUAAAACCUUCACUGCCUUGGUCUCUGGUUUACUCAACUCUUGUCACCAUGUCCUGAGUCACAAAAGCCCCAGCUCUUGGAAUUGAUGGCAAGGUGAAACUGCCUCCAAGUCAUUGAUUCUUCUCCCCUGGCCCCACCCCCAGUGUUUUGUUUUUUGUAGCUUUUUUUUUCUUUUAAUAUUUAUUUUUGAGAGAGUGUAAGUGUGGGAGGGGCAGAGGUGGGGGGACAGAGGAUCCAAGCGGGCUGUGCACUGACAGCAGCAACCUGAUGCAGGGUUUGAACUCACGAACCAAGAGAACAUGACUGAGCCACCGAGGUGCCCCUUUUCUAUGGCUUUUUGACCUAAGAUCUCAGCAACUUGAACACUAACCAAUCCCCUCCUGGCUUGAGAGUUACUCCAAGGUCAGUUUGCAGAAAACAAUAAAUAUUUAAUAUGACGUAA